CACGCCCCGUGCCCAUCAGCAUGAGCAGUUUCGCGCUCAUCAGCGUGUGCAGGAGUGCCACAGCUCAUCGGAUGAGAAUCGCAGCUCGGGCCAUGCCAGCAUGUCGGAUACGGGUGGACAUAGUUCGUCUCCGGCAGGCGGCAUGACACUUGGCCCAUUGCCUGAGGAUCGAUUGGCGGCGGGCGUAACGAAUCGGAGCACUCGUUCGAGAAGGCAUCGCGGCAUUUUGCCUGCCGGCAAAGCGCCCUGGAGCGGGAGCGGACUGGAGGAUAUCAAGCUGGCCAUACAGCAAUUAACCAUGCGCUCCCAGACCAGCAGCAGCACCUACAGCAGCUUAAGUGCUGGCUCGGAGAGCUCAGAGCCGGCCAGGAGACUGGGCCGCUACUCUUCGCUGGAAACGGUCAUCACCAGCACCAGCGCGGAUGAGUUUGUGUGGGUGGACUCGCAUAAUCGGCUGGUGGAGCUGCAGCAUCCGCCAUGGAGCCAGCAGUGUAUCAUGCGUGUGUUGCGUCAUGGCCGUUGCAAGCAACAGGCGCAGAAUGUGUCCAUUGAGGUAAUCUCCCGGCUGGGCUAUCUGCUGCAACGAGCGCUGGUCAGGAUCGCUCGAGAGAUUCAGCGCUUCUCAGCGGGAUUGGGGCUCUGCUCCAAGCAGGAGGUCACAGGCGCAUUCAAGGUGGUGCUAUGCUCCGCACUGGCGGACUCCUGCUCAAAGGCGUGCCUGCGUGCGGCCGCCAUGUUUGCGGUGCCUGGAGAGAGUGCGCUCAAGCAGAGCAAGUCCUCUCGCGCGGCCCUGCAGCUGUCUGUGGGCAGCUUCUUCAGAUGGAUGUCGGAUGCACGUCUCGGUAAGUUCAUACACGAGUAUGCCGCAGUCUAUCUGUGUGCCGGCAUUGAGAAUCUGCUGGAGGAGAUUAUGCUGCAGUGCGGUAGCAUCGGCAGCGUCAGCAGCUCUGCGGCUCUGGACCAAAGCAUUGCCAGCUCUGGCGACUUCUGGGGACUGCUGCAGCCAUUCGCGCACUUGAAUGCCGGACGCAUUGCAUCCGGCUCCUUGGCCUUGCCACGCUGGACAAGUCCCUUCUCGCUGGCCACCUGCGUCGGCAGCAUACGUGAGCUCAAGGAGAAAGCCCAGCGCACGCAGCAAGAGUUCCAGCAUACCGCCACCCUCUCCAAUGCGGCACUAAGCGCGCUCUUCUACUUCAUGCGCUGCUCCCAGCUGGAGCACACUGAACUGGCGGCCCAGAACUCCACCGCGGGACAAGCGCCCGCCAACAGCGGCUCCCAGAACGUUCAGGAGCUGUGCUAUGAGCGUGCCUACGUGGUGUUGCCUCCGCUGGCUGAAUGGUUACGUGUGGCAUCUGCCCACGCUGAGCAUCGGAAUGGUCUGAUGAUUGACAAGGAUGAUAUUUUGCAGGCUGCGCGUUUGUUGCUGCCUGGAGUCGACUGCCCAAUACGCCCGGUGGCCCACGAUGAAGAGCUGCCCACAAAGAAGAUGCACUUCAACAACAACAACAACAAUAAUAAUAAUAAUUGUAGUACCAACAACAAUAGCAGCAACAGCUCCGUUAGCAGCGCCACGGGUACGGCCAGCAGCUGUAGCUCUCCGGCGGUGAAUAGCUUCAUUGGCGAAGAUACCUCUGAGCUGGGCAGACGUGCAAUGCUCGGCGUAGCCUUCAAGCUGCUGCUCACGGGACGAGCGGAGCUGCUGGCGCAGGCAGCACAGCUGCUGCCGCCGACAACGCGCUAUGAUACGCAGAACAGCGGAGGAUUGACAGCACUGAUGAUAGCCAGCAUCAGGAACGAUGAGGUGGCUCUACACGCACUGCUUGACGCAGGCUGUGAUCCGAACGUUGAGGUGCCGGCGACGGGCAUUGCCGGCUUUCCGGCCAUACAGCCGGAUACGCAGCAUUGGACGGCGCUCUGCUUUGCCGCCAGUAGAGCCAACUAUGUGGCAUUGCGUAUUCUGCUUGAGCGCGGCGGCAAGGUGGAGGGUGGAGCUCGCAGUAGUGAGGAGAAAUGCACUAUGACGCCGCUGCAGUUGGCCGCGGGCACAGGCAAUCUGGAGAUGGUGGCUCUGCUGCUGGCGCAUGGCGCUAACGCUUUUCUCUCCACGCAGCAAAAGGAUUCGGUGUGCUUUGCAGGAUCUGCACAGAAGGGUUGCUACUGCGCCAUCUCGGUGGCUGCAGCUCACGGACAUCGCUCUUGCCUGCGCAAGCUGCUGACGCAUCCAGUAACGCCUAACACACGGGAUGUGCUCUCGCUGGAGGAGAUGCUGGCCGAAGGCGAUGUAGGCGUGAAUGCUCGAAGUGCUGUCACUAGCAAGGCAGGCGAGGAUCUGCUGCCGCUGCUCAACAAGACGCAGAUCAAGCGUCUUCAAGAAGCCAUGUACCACAGCGCUGAGAACAAUCAUCUGGAUAUAACCAUUGAGCUGCGCAAGCUGGGCGUGCCUUGGACUCUGCACUGCUGGAUGCAUGCUCUCUCAGCUGCUCACGAGCUGCGCCUGGAUGCGGUCAUAGAUCAGCUGCUGCAGGACUUCCUGCAGGUCUGUCCUGAGGACUACAGCGUUCAGUUUGUAAGCGAGUGCUUGCCAUUGCUUUUUAACAUCUUCCGCAAUAAGAACGAGGGCACCACAUUGCUGUUGGCAGACAUAUUUGCCACCUGCUUUGGAUGGGAGGCACUGCAGCCACUAAAGGAGCCUCAGAUGCAACCGGUUCAAGGCUCCCGCAUCGAUCCAAAGUUUGUCAACAAUCCUGAGCUCAGUGAUGUUACAUUUCGUGUGGAAGGAAAGAUUUUCUAUGGCCAUAAGAUAGUAUUGGUCACGGCAUCGUCGCGUUUUCAGAGCAUGCUUAGCUCCAAGCUAAGUGAGGCCAGUGGCGCCAGCGGCAGCACGCCCACAGUGCAGAUCAACGAUAUACGUUAUCACAUCUUCCAGCUAGUAAUGCAGUUUCUCUACAGCGGCGGCUGCAAUGCCCUUGACGUUUCUCAUGCCGAUGUGCUGGAGCUCAUGGCGGCCGCCAGCUUCUUUCAGCUGGAUGCCUUGCUGCGCUACACGGAGGCACGCUGCUCCGAAAUGGUGGACAUUGACAAUGUGGUGGCCAUGUAUAUACAUGCCAAGGUGUACAACGCCAACAAUCUGCUGGAGUACUGCCAAUGCUUUCUGCUGCAGAACAUGGUGGCACUGUUGACCUACGACGAUUCUGUGAAGCGUCUGCUAUUCGCCAAGAAGAUACCAAAUCACGAUGUGCUGGCUGGUCUGCUGCACACGCUCCAACAGCGACUCAAGGCGCGCAAACCGAGCUCUGUUGCGGGAAACUUGGUCAACUCGUUUCGCUCAUCCACGAACCUCACGCCGGUGAAGAAAAAGUGAGGCGGACCCCAGUGGACCCAUCUGAUGCUUCCAUUAAUUUAUUGCAUUGUUUUAAACAAAUCUCUA
Messenger RNA from Drosophila busckii, 3427 nucleotides. Its product is annotated as ankyrin repeat and BTB/POZ domain-containing protein 2. NCBI's taxonomy places the organism in Eukaryota, Metazoa, Arthropoda, Insecta, Diptera, Drosophilidae. The transcript is spliced from 5 exons. Bases 101 to 3361 code for a protein of 1086 amino acids. The record is from RefSeq and is a predicted model, not a curated record. Gene Ontology annotation, molecular function: protein heterodimerization activity.